ACCUGUCCCGAGCCAGGUUGACCAAUUCCAAUAUGGUGGCCAGCUUGGCAGGUCUACGGUUCUUGUUGAUGAUAUUGUUGUCGUGCGGGAUCAGGUCGGGCUCCUGCAGCCAGGGAGCCCCGCUCGUCUUGGGCCUGCGCCUGGAGGAGGCGGCGGCUCAAGUGUACAGGAAGGGUCGGAUCAUCUCAGCGCCAGAAGGAGCGACGUUCAAGCUCCGUCUCUUCGGGACCGACUUGAAUAAACAGACCUGGCCGUGGCUGGCUUUCGCUGGGGCACCCGGAGGGGGUGUCGUGGACCCCUGCGAGGAUGAGUCCAACAGGCAGACUGCCGCUUUCCGGGUGAAGGAACCCUUCAGCCGGGAUGAGGAGUACGGCGGGCUGCUCACGGUGGUCAGCAGCCCGGAGGGCAACGAGCAGAUCCUCCAUCAUCUGUGUGUACUGAGCGGGGAGAAGUGGACCUCGGUGGGCCCGGAUAGGCUGCGCAUCAACACGGACAAGUCUGUGCCCUCGGACUACAUCCCACCGUGGGGCCUGGCUGUGCUCAUACCGCUGCUGCUGCUCGUCUGCGGGCUGCUGAGGACAGUCAACCUGAGCCUCCUCUGGCUCGACCCUGUGGAGCUUUACAUCCUUCACAGCUGCGGUUCUGAGGAGGAGAAACGGGCCGCUAAACGUCUGGAGCCCAUCAGGAGGAGAGGGAACUUUCUGGCCUGCUCGCUGCUCUUCCUGUGCGUCCUGGGUCACUCGGUUCUGGGUGUGCUUCUUUUUUGUGCCCUGGGCUCCAUCGUGUCGGCUGUCUUCACCAGCGCCAUCCUCCUCUUCUUCCUGGUGGAGCUGCUGCCUCACAUCGUGUGCUCAGGUUACGGCUUCCAAAUGGCACCGGGCCUCACCUGGCUGGCCCAGGUGUGCAUGGUCCUCACCUGCCCCCUGUCCUGUCCCCUGGGGCUGGUCCUGGACUUGGCUCUCAGGCGGGACAUCAGCACCUGCGGCAUCAGGGAGAGGGCCAUGGAGAUGAUACGCACUAGCGUCAACGACCCGUACAGCGAGUUUGUGAAGGAGGAGUUCAGCCGUGGGAUGCUGCGAAGUAAGACGGUGGAGGACAUCUUGACGCCCCUGAAGGACUGCUUCAUGCUGCCCAGCUCCACUCUGCUGGACUUCUCCACCAUGUCAGACAUCAUGCAGAGUGGAUACACGCGUGUGCCCAUCUAUGAUGAGGACAGGUCCAACAUCGUGGAGAUCCUCUACGUCAAGGACUUGGCCCUGGUGGACCCAGACGACUGCACCCCCAUGACCACCAUCACCAAGUUCUACAACCACCCUCUGCACUUUGUCUUCAACGACACCAAACUGGAUGCCAUGUUGGAGGAGUUCAAGAAAGGCAACUCUCACAUGGCCAUCGUCCAGAAGGUAAACAACGAGGGAGAAGGCGACCCCUUCUAUGAGGUUCUGGGCUUGGUCACCUUGGAGGACGUGAUCGAAGAGAUCAUCAAGUCGGAGAUCUUGGACGAGUCAGACGGUUACUUGGACAGGAAGGUCAAACGUCCUCUGGCGCCGAUGGAGAUCCCCCUCGAGCCUCGCGGCGCCCCCGAGGAGUUCUCCCUCUUCAAGCCUCCUGAGGGAGAACCCAAGAUCCGAACGUCGCCGCAGCUCCUGCUGGCCACUCACCGCUUUCUGUCCAGAGAGGUGGAGCACUUCAGCCCAGUGCGCGUGUCUGAGAAGGUCCUCUUCCACUUGCUGCGCCACCCCAGCGUCAACCAGGAGGUGCACUUUGACCCUGGAAACCGGCUGAGCCCCGCCCAUUACCUGUACACACGCAACCACCCGGUGGACUAUUUCAUUCUGCUGCUGCAGGGUCGCGUGGAAGUGGAGAUCGGCAAAGAAGGACUCAAGUUUGAAAACGGGGCGUUUACGUACUAUGGCGUGUCCGCGCUAACGCUGCCCUCCUCAGUGCACCAAUCUCCUGUGUCGACUCAGCGUCAAUCACCCAGAGAUCCGUUUGACUCGACAGAAACGACCAGCCCGUCUAGUUACUGUCCAGACUACACCGUCAGAGCGCUCACCGACCUGCAGCUGAUUCGGGUGACACGCCUCCAGUACCUGAACGCUCUGAUGGCGUCACGGGCCGGCCCCGGUGCAGACCCGUUGGAGAUCAAGAUCCUCCCCAACAGUCAGACCAAACUGCUCAAUGACAGGAACGCCGCCACACAAGACUUCAGCUUGUCUUUCUUUGACACCAUAGACAACUACUGUUAGUGCGUCUGUGCACAAGGGGGCAGCUGCGGGGCGCUGGAGAGCUCCACAGAAGAAGAAGCUCGAGCGUAGGGACUGCUCUUCGUUCCUUCUUGAUGUUGUAAAUAUUAAUAGUAGUAGUAGUAGUACUAUGUUUUAUAAACACUUGUGUAGACAUUAUUUACUUGGAUUUUAUGUGGGCGGUGCCUUUCUUCCACUUCAGCAUUGCCAUUUGUCACUUUGGCUGUGCGUGUGUGUGUGUGUGUGUGCGUGCACACGUGCAUACAAGCAUUCGUCCAAUCAGACAGUAAGGAACGGUUCAAAGCGCCUCGGUGUGUGCACUGUGACACUUGCAAGGCGCUCGUCACUUGACCUUUUGGGCUGGUUUCCACAGUUACAAAGCGUUGAUGAGUCUUUCAUGGAGAUAAGGAGCGCCAACAAAAGUCAUUAGCAAACAUGCUAAUAAAGCAUUCCAGUACGUUCUUAAAGGGGAGCUGCACUUUUUGGGGAAUUUUGCCCAUCAUUCCCAAUCCUUAUGUGGACUCCUCUAACAAUGCAUGUCAUGGAAGGUAACUAUUUAGACUAUGAAGCCCUCUAAGAAAAACAACAUUGCAUGGUUUGAUAUCCAUGCUUUGAUCAUGCAUUAUGUUGCAUAGUUGCCCUAUUUUAAUGAUCACUUAUGCUCGUUCUGUCAACAACAUCAGCAGCAACAACACUUACAAUGUCUGCUCUCCUUGGGAUGGCUGUGUCUUCCAGCACAAGAAGAAGAAAUAGUUUGGGUAGUGUUUUAAAUCAUCAAAAUAAGGCAAGAUAAUGCAACUAUUACAUGUCAUCAUCAGGGUACGUGCUAAUGCAUGAUCACAGCAUGGAUAUCAAACCCUGCAACAUUAGCGGUUUUUGUUACAGGGCUUCAUAGUCGAAAUAGGUGUAUCCCAAUGACAGCAUUGUAAGCUAGCUCGUAUUAACUCGUUUUCCUGUGUUACUAUGCACAGAAAAGGGAAAGAAAUUCCGCAAAAAGGUGCAGUUCCCCUUUAAGUAGGACAUAAACAUCAUUGUUUGUCAUUCUGAAGACGCUCCUGUAGCAACUUUAAUGUGUAUUUAAAAUGUUUUGUUCACGACACAAUGUACCGCAAAGCUGCUUUCAUUUUGAACAAUUCUAAAUUCCAAGACUUCCACUCAAAUUUGAGUGGAAAUAUUCCAAUGGAAGAACACCUGAUGUGUUCAAUUCCUACAAUGUCCUUCUAACUGGAAUGUGCUCAGUUUCCUUUACCAUGAAUUCGAAAGUACCUUGAGCCUUUCCUGUUGUUGUUUUUUUUGUUGUUGUCUCUCUGUCAAUAUGACAUCAUUAGCAUGCUAACAUGCGCAAUGAGCUUCAUUGGCUUUCACUGAUAGCGCCACGCGCACUUGGUGCUGUAAAUAUUCACUUUUAUAAACGACCAACUGAUAAUAUUCUCCAAGUGCAUGCCAAAGCUACCAAGGCUUGAUAAGCUCAUUUCCCAUCCUGGAAGUUAGCAUGCAGGUUUAUGUUGUUUGACUUCCUUUUAGCAGAACAAUGAAAUAUAUGUUGUACAGUGGACAUGGAACAUCUGUGCUAAUUCUGCACAAUAUUCAUUUAGUUCCUUGCCUUUACCAAGACCAAGCCAAUACUAAGACAGUUAGCAGCAAUGCUAACAUUUGUCAUAGAUCACAAGGUUUGUUUUGCGUUUCUGUUUCCCCAAACAUUGAAAUUAACAUCUAACAGGUGAAUUGCUAAGCUAAGAUUGGACAAUCGUCGUUUGAGAAGGUGGUUUUUAGUGUACUUAUAACCUUUUGUUGUCUUAUUUGCUGGCCGUGAGGUUACAUGAAGGAAAAUAAGCAGAUCAGUGUACACUAUUGUUAGCAUAAAAUGUGUGGUUAGCACCAGGCUAGUUGGGUCUUUUUAAAUGCUGAAUGUAAAAAGAUCACAAAAAUGAAGUGUUGCAGGGUUGAACACUGCUUAGAUGACGUAAUUUAUAGAUUUUAGGUACAACAUUGUAAUUUAUUUGAACUGAAAUCACUUACUGUUUAUUUAUGGGUUGAACUUUUGAUAGUUUUUAAUCAAGAGGACCACCCUUCUAUUGAAUACAUUCAAUAAUUCUGUUUUACUAGCAAAUAAAGUCAAUCCAGUUGUAAACGCCUCGUGUUUC
This is a messenger RNA of Doryrhamphus excisus (bluestripe pipefish), 4390 nucleotides long. It is a transcript of the gene cnnm3, whose product is annotated as cyclin and CBS domain divalent metal cation transport mediator 3. Gene Ontology annotation, cellular component: plasma membrane. The record is from RefSeq and is a predicted model, not a curated record. Gene Ontology annotation, molecular function: transmembrane transporter activity. Gene Ontology annotation, biological process: magnesium ion homeostasis; transport. Lineage: Eukaryota; Metazoa; Chordata; Actinopteri; Syngnathiformes; Syngnathidae.